This is a messenger RNA of Felis catus (domestic cat), 1639 nucleotides long. RefSeq names its product olfactory receptor 8S1-like. The transcript has a single exon. Gene Ontology annotation, molecular function: olfactory receptor activity; G protein-coupled receptor activity. Lineage: Eukaryota; Metazoa; Chordata; Mammalia; Carnivora; Felidae. Gene Ontology annotation, biological process: G protein-coupled receptor signaling pathway. Bases 492 to 1454 code for a protein of 320 amino acids. Gene Ontology annotation, cellular component: membrane. The record is from RefSeq and is a predicted model, not a curated record.
CCCACUGAGCCACCCAGGCGCCCCAUCCUUAUUUGUAAAAUGAAGGGUUUAAAGUCCACUAUGACACCACCUUAGUUACUGUGAGUCUAUGACCUUACUAUUCUGAGAAGGAAUCACUUGUGCAUGGGCUUCCUAGCCCUUAACCAUAAAAGGUUUUCUAGGCUUAGCCACUGGGGCUCUUUUCCCUUCUUUUGAUUCCAGGAUGUACCUGACUUACAUGUGCAUGGUAUUUUUAUUUAAAAAAAGUCAUGUAGGGUGAAGGUAUAGAGAUCAUGACAAGAUAGUGCUAGUAGUUAGAAAAGAAGGGCAAGUGAAGAGAUUGUAUCUGAGAAGACACUUCCUUAUCCUGAGUUUCCUGUUUUGGUCUAUAGGUAAGGAGAUAUAUUGUCUGCAAGUAGAAAACUCCUGUUCGCUGAGAAAGACUCAGAUCAAUGUCUUAUCAAGUGGAAAAAUGAUUCAUUCCUUUUGAGGGACAGAAUCUCUAAGCAACCAUGAAAAAUGUCAGUAUGAUUACUGAGUUUGUCCUCCUGGGAUUAUCCAGUGACCCCCAGAUCCAGACCAUGCUCUUCGUGCUGUUCCUGGGGAUUUACCUCCUGACCCUGGUGGGGAAUCUGGUGAUGAUCCUGGUGAUCAGGGUUGAUCCCCGCCUCCACACACCCAUGUACUUCUUCCUUGGACACCUAUCCUUCCUGGAUCUCAGUUUCUCCUCAGUCACUGUGCCCAAGAUGCUACAGAACUUCUUAACUCAGAAUAAAAGCAUCUCAAUGUGGGGAUGCAUCACUCAGAGCUUCUUUUUCACUCUCUCUGGGGGGACAGAAGCUUGUCUGCUCUCUGCCAUGGCCUAUGACCGCUAUGCUGCUAUCUGCCACCCUCUGGUCUACACCAUGGUCAUAAACAGACCUCUCUGUAUUGUGAUUGUGAGCAUAUCGUGGGCAGUGGGAUUUCUGAUUUCCUUGCUGAAUAGUCUCUUCAUCCACAAGUUGUAUUUCUGCGGGUCCAACAUCAUCCUCCACUUUAGCUGUGAGCUACCUCCUCUCUUUCCUCUGUCCUGUACCGAUCCCAUUGUCAAUGAGAUUCUUCUUGCAGUGUCCUGUGCAUUUCUAGGGCUGCUGACACUUCCCCUGAUCCUCUUCUCUUACUCCAGAGUAAUUUGUGCCAUUCUGAACAUCCGCUCCUCUGAGGGCCAAGCCAAAGCCUUCUCCACCUGCUCCUCCCACCUCACCGUGGUGCUCUUGUUCUAUGGGACAGCUCUAUUCAGGUACAUCAGCCCUGCUUCAGGCUCAGUGUUGGAGCGUGUGGUCUCCAUUCAGUACAGUGUGAUCACAUCCUUGCUGAACCCCCUCAUCUACAGCCUCAAGAACCAGGAGGUGAAGGCUGCUCUGCAGAGGAUGCUGAAGCAACAAAAGUGUGCCUCAUGGUACAAUAAAAGCUGCGUGAUUCUGCUCAGGAAAUAGAAAAAAAUUAUCUCUAAAGAGGAAAGAUUUUUAUGGGCAUAGAGCACUUGGGGAAAUUUCAUUUCAAUUAAGUUCAAGUAUUUGGGGGUGCCAAGGCGGCUCGGUUGGUUGAGGGUCUGACUCUUGAUUUCAGCUCAGGUCGUGAUCUCAUGGUUCAUGAGAUGGAGCCCCACAUCAGGCUCCAU